AAGCAGCUUCACGGUUUAUAAAGGUUUACCCAGAUUGGAUGGAAGGCUGAGAGCCAUGGCUGCUCUGUGGAUUCCCGCCUUGGUGAUGUUUGCUGCAGGUGUUUGCAGCAGUCUGUCAUCAGAUUGCACAUAUUAUGGUCUGCUGGAACACUUGAACCUGACGACAUCAAAUGCGGCUCUAGAAAUAAUGCGGCCAGUGAAAAACUGGAGAAACACCACCGUGGUUUCCCUGGACAUGGUGCUGUACGGCAUUUUAGGGAUUGUAAGCGUCCAACUCUUUCAGUGUUAUCUUUUCUUUCUGAUAGAAAAACAUUUUUACACACCGGUUUGCUACGUCAGUAAGUUUGGCAUCUCUCGUGUCGUUUUCAGCACCUCCGAUAGCGGCAGCAUCCAUGAAGAUCCUUGGGUCGUCCUGCAACAGAAUGGUGAAAUCAAUUCAUUCGCCCGCCAGAGGGUGACCUUCACCUGCAUCUUAAACCUCCACAAGUUCCCUUUCGAUAAGCAGAAUUGCAACAUCACCUUUCUAUCCAUGAACGCUGACGUGAAAACCUUGCUUCUCAGAUCAAGCAACAAUGGCUCCUCCACGUUGAUGCGGUCUGGCCAGUUUAUGGCCACUCAAGGGGAGUGGGGUCUGAAAAACAUUGACAUUAUUCAUGAUCACUUGGUCGGUGGAGAGAAAAAUUCCAGCUUGCUUGUUUACACUGUGCUGCUUGAGAGAAAACCUUUUCUUUACAUCAUAAACUUCGUCGUCCCCCUGGUGUACCUGCUGGUCCUGGAUUUGGCUUCCUUCUUCAUUUCUGUGGAUUCAGGGGAAAAGUUUGGCUUUAAGGUGACAGUGCUGCUGUCCGUCUCCGUCUUACUGCUGAUUCUACAGGACAUUUUGCCGUCCACAGAAGACGACCUUCCGAUGAUUGCCAACCUCUGCGUCGGUGUGUUUACCUUGGUAUGGCUCAGUGUGCUGGAGUCCAUGCUGGUGAGCUUCUUAUAUAACCUGGAUCGUUGUUGCCAAGAAAAAAAUAAGAGCUCCAUCGUGGGGAAGGUUCUCAAGAAGAAGGCGACCAAAGGUCAAAAAGAGGGCGACUCAGAGAACGGAGAAGUCAAACCAGAGCAAGGCGCUCUCCCUCUGGGUCAACUCGGCCAUGCCGAUCUGCUGAAACAGGUCCUGGAGGAAUUGAAGGCGGCUCAACAGGAAGCUGGAGGUCAGAGGUCGCCUGGAUUCUACACCAGAGUGGCUAUAAUAAUCGACACCUUGUUCUUUGUAGGAUAUAUUUUGGCUUUUGCAGCCUUUGUGAUUUAUAUAUGUGUUGGAUGGGUUGACAUUUGAAUUGUUUUUGUCUGGAUUUCUUAGCCAAGCUUUUCUGCUUCCAAUCCACCAAAGGAUGUUUCUAAACUUUGGUCUUUCUUUAAAAAUGUGUCUUAAUAGAAAAAUAGUUUUUUGCUACAUUUAAAUGAAAUGUUUUCUUCUCUUUAUAAAUGACUGUGACACUGACUGUGGCUCAGUGACCUGCGUCAGGAAGGUUGAAGGUUUGAUUCCACCGUCACCUCAUCAUUUGUAAAAAAAACAACUAAACAUCAAGUUAUCCACAGAUAUGCUCCACAGAGCAUCAGUGUGUUGGACUUAUUGAAAUUGGGUUUAAUGCAGGGGGGGUAAUUUACCAUU
Cyprinodon variegatus (sheepshead minnow) is the source of this 1660-nucleotide messenger RNA. RefSeq names its product 5-hydroxytryptamine receptor 3A-like. The coding region runs from base 56 to 1324 and encodes 422 amino acids. The record is from RefSeq and is a predicted model, not a curated record. Gene Ontology annotation, cellular component: membrane; synapse; neuron projection. Gene Ontology annotation, molecular function: extracellular ligand-gated monoatomic ion channel activity; transmembrane signaling receptor activity; neurotransmitter receptor activity. The transcript is spliced from 7 exons. Gene Ontology annotation, biological process: monoatomic ion transmembrane transport; nervous system process; signal transduction. NCBI's taxonomy places the organism in Eukaryota, Metazoa, Chordata, Actinopteri, Cyprinodontiformes, Cyprinodontidae.